CGAUUAUUAAAAUGACUGAGUAUUAUGUAUUAAAGAAGAGUCUCUAAACUUUUGAAAAUUACGGUAAGACUUAAGAAAUUAGACAUUAACUUCUACAAGGAGACACUCAAGUAUUAAAGAAUAUCAUCACACUUCUUAUAGCUAUUCUUAAAGAUCCAAAAACUGAUCCAAUAAUGAUGCUUUAGGCUGUUAGAGUAUACAAUCAAUCUAUAUAGGAUAGUUUAGUAAGGACUGUAUGGAAACAUUUAAUGAUGAUUUUAUUAGUCAAUUUUAAUUGGAAGUAUUACCAUAUUUUGAAUCAAUGGCAAUGUUUGAAUAUAAAAGUGAAGCACCUGAUAGAGGAUAAUUUUACUUUAGCAAAGAGCCUGAUCCAUACACAGCUAAAUUAGGUAAUACCUUAUUGCAUUUGGUUUUGGAAUGUGUAUGGGUUUGGGCUAAAUGGUUUCCUAUGGAUCCAGAUUGUUUGAAAGUUUCAUGCUACAGAAUUACAUUAGAAAAGCUAUGUAUUUUAGGAGUAAGAUUUAAUAAGAUUCUAUAUUUUAAUAAACUUCUAAUUAAAAGACACUUGCCAGAAUGUAUGGUACCAAUGAAAAUUAUACAAGAAUUACGUAGAGCAGUUAAAUUAGAUCUAUAAUAGUAUUUUUAAUAUUUUAUUUAGAACAUUUGGCAAUGGUAGUUCUAGUAUCAUUAUUCAAUAAAGAUUAAGUCAACUCUUACCUUAAGAAAUGGCUAGAGAUGAAAGCCAAGAAGUCUUUUAUUCCGAUAUGAUCAGAAGAUUGUAUAGAUAACAUCUAAAAAAUGAAAGAAAACAAGCACCAAAGAAAUCUGGAUAAGAUGAAUCAUUUAUUUAUGUACCAGAAGAAAAAGAAAAUAAUAUUCAAAAUUAAUAAAUGCUUCAACUCAAUGCUAUCAUCCAAAAAACUCAAUAAGAUUUUAUGACAACAAUAAUUGAAAAAUAGGAACUCCAAAAAUUAUUAAGAGAAUAAUAAGAAAAGUUAAAGAUUAUGUAAUAAAGGAUAGAAAUCUAAGAUGAACGUUUGAAAUAUUUUGAAGGUGAAAAACCAUACAGAUCAUAAUUUUUUUAGUCUCGCUUUGUGCAAUCUAAUAACCAAUCAGUUUAGCAAUCAUUUACUUAAUAACAUUAGUAUUCUUGA
Paramecium sonneborni is the source of this 1154-nucleotide messenger RNA. Lineage: Eukaryota; Ciliophora; Oligohymenophorea; Peniculida; Parameciidae. The record is from the annotation of a GenBank genome assembly.